GUCGAUUUCGCUGGAGUCACGAAUAUUGCGCUGGUAAAUUUCCUGUACAUAGUGCUGCUUCAAAGAUGAACUGAAGUUUAUGUCUUCUAUGUGUGCAUUGGCAAUGGCAUGUGGCUCAACAAGACUUCACACACGAAAGUUCUCAAAUAGAAGAGGGAAUCAAUGUUCAUCCGCUGGCCCGAGCCCGAACCAGGCCAAUCAACAUGCUGGCCCGAGCCCGGCCCGGGCCCACAGUCAAAAGUCCGAGCCCAUCCCAGGCCUGGGCUUUCGGCUCGGCAAAGUCUGCGGAUCUGGUUAUGCUUCCUGUACGAGACAGAUCACGAAGCGGUUGCUGACUGACCAGUUGGGGCGAAAAUUUUUGUGGGAAGGACGUAAGAGAAAGUUGACAUUCAGGAACCUUCACCUUGCUGAGUGCAUCAUAAAUGCAGUGCAGAGCUGCCAUAAAUGUGAAGACUUCAAGGUAGAAACCAUGGUCACGGAUUAACUUCGCCACGCACCUGCCUGACAUCAGUCAUAUCAAAUGG
This is a messenger RNA of Ixodes scapularis (black-legged tick), 524 nucleotides long. RefSeq lists its product as uncharacterized. The record is from RefSeq and is a predicted model, not a curated record. NCBI's taxonomy places the organism in Eukaryota, Metazoa, Arthropoda, Arachnida, Ixodida, Ixodidae. The coding region runs from base 80 to 484 and encodes 134 amino acids. The transcript has 4 exons.